AGUUAAUCUUAUUAAGAUUUGCAUUUGAGCGAAUAUGAAGCUGAUCUUUUUGUUAGAAUUUCCAUGAAAUGGGAUUGAAGUACAGAUAGUCUUAUUCUUGCUUUCCUCAAAGAAUGAAUACCAGUCGUAUGGCCAAAAUGACUGCCAAGUUCACCAAGUUCACACUUCAGUUCGACCCCAACAUUUUGUCACGGGUAACAAACGGAAGUGAUGCCGUACUCCCAAAAUGUGCAACUCUGUCCUUCUACCCAGUUAAGUAUGAGAGAAGCAUUGCUGAAAUCGAAAGCCCAGCCUAUGAAGAAGUAAAGGCAUCCUUGGAUAAGUGGCUCACCUUGAUGUUCUCCAAAAUCAUACCAACUUCCAAAUUGAAACACCAAGUGGUCGAAAGUCUCGAGUUCACUGCCUGGUUUUACCCAUUGGAUGCCCUCUCUGGCCCCAAAUUUUGGUGGAUCCUCCGCUACGUGACCGUCGCCUUGAUGACUGACGACUACUUUGAUGAUUCGGACGAUGACAAAAAGUCCACCCGGCCUUCGCUCGACCUUUUGUUACUGACCGUGAAGGGAAAAGAAGACACUGGAGAUUUCAGCAUAUCAACCUUGCUUUCCAAUCCACGCUUUUUGCCAUCCUGCGAGCCAUGAUGACACUUAAAAAAGAAGCUCUGGCGUCCUUUAGCUCAUCCGAGGAAGCAUUCACUUACGCGGUCGACAUGCAUUCGACCUAUUUUUGCGCCGAGAAGGUGCCAAAGGCUGCCCUUAAUAUGGUAUCUCUCGACGCCCUGCGACACUGGCGAACCGAAUGCGUCACAAUGGACGCCGUAUUUUCUGCCAUAUUGCUCAUUGAGGGUGUCACCCUGCCAACAGAGCUGAUCAGACAUCCACUCUAUGUACGAUACCAUUACUUGCUGAAACGACUAGCGGCCAUUACCAACGACCUUUUCGGAUCGGAAAAGGAGAUUUGCAGAGGGGAGAUAUCGGGCGUCGUGUUGCUCAGGCUGGAACAGGGGGCGUCACUCGUGGAUGUCAUCGCUGAAGAGGAAAAACUUUUUGAGGAGACGAGGAAUGAAUUUUCCCUUCUGAGAGAGUUGCUCAUUAAAGAAUUUUCUGAGGAGGAUGAAUCCGACGUUGUGAUUAAAUUGUUGGAUAUUGUUGAUUCAAUUAUCUAUGGACAAAUGAUAUUGUUUGCUCACUGUGAAAGGUAUGGAGGAGUAAAGGAGAGGUUCACUGUGGAGAAGGCUAUACAUUAACCAUUUGUGAAAUGUUGAUGACUUUUAUUGGCUUUAUUUUUAAAUGUUUUAUUUCUGAUUGUACAAUUACAAGCUUGAAUGAAAAUAAAUUUGCAUGCAGUUUUGUCACAAACUCA
Folsomia candida is the source of this 1359-nucleotide messenger RNA. RefSeq lists its product as uncharacterized. The transcript is spliced from 2 exons. The record is from RefSeq and is a predicted model, not a curated record. Lineage: Eukaryota; Metazoa; Arthropoda; Collembola; Entomobryomorpha; Isotomidae. The coding region runs from base 114 to 638 and encodes 174 amino acids.